AUGACGGCACAAGAUCCGUACCAGCUCAUUUCUUCUGAUCAGCAAUUUGCAGGAGAGCUGUCGAGCUACCUGACCAAAGUCGGGCUUGCGGAUGCUGGCUUCAACUACAAUGUAGUGGCAGUCUUUGGCUCACAAUCUACUGGCAAAUCAACCGUUCUGAAUGCUAGCUUUGGCACACGUUUUGCGACCAUGGAUACCGUCUCGCGACAGCAAACGACCAAAGGUAUUUGGUUGGCCAAAGCAGCAGAUGCCAAUAUUUUGGUUAUGGAUGUGGAAGGGACAGAUGGGCGUGAGCGCGGGGAUGAUCAGGACUUUGAGCGCAAGAGUGCAUUGUUCUCCAUGGCAACAAGCGAAGUCCUCGUGAUUAAUAUGUGGGAAACACAGGUUGGCCUUUACAAUGGCGCGAAUAUGGGGCUGCUCAAAACAGUCUUUGAGGUCAAUCUACAGACAUUUCAGAAGAACCAGAAGCAGCGUGGACGGUCUUUGCUACUGUUCGUCUUGCGAGAUCAUCUAGGAACGACGCCGCUAGACAGUCUUGCGAACACCAUCAAGGCAGAUCUGAGCAAGAUGUGGGAUGCGCUGGCGAAACCGGAAGGCACCGAGCAGACUGUCAUUUCUGACUACUUUGAUUUGCAGUUUGUUGGCUUGCCGCACAAGGUACUCAUGGCGGAUGAGUUUGCCAAACAGGUGGCACUGCUUCGAGAUCGCUUCAGCGAUGCGUCGUCCAAUGGGCUCUUCAAACCAGAAUACCACAAGCGCAUCCCUGCAGAUGGCUUCUCACACUACGCAAAAGGGAUCUGGGACACCAUCCUGUCCAACAAGGAUCUAGACCUACCGACGCAGCAGGAAUUGCUUGCCCAAUUUCGAUGUGAUGAGAUUGCUUCUGCAGCAGCGACUCAAUUCAACACACGCAUUUCUGCGACAGAGCAAAAUAUGCGACCCAAAGAAGUAUAUGGGCCGCUUGCAGCAGAAAUGACUGUCGCAUUGACGGAAGCACUUGCUGCAUUUGAUGCGGAAGCCUCGCGCUACAGCCCGAAAGUGUACGAAAAGAAGCGAGCGGAUCUACUAGCGACAUUGGAAGCGCGCCUCUUGGUUUUGUUCAAGGCGCAGCUGACUGCAUGGCGAUUUAAAUGUGUCGAGGCAUUCAGUAAAGAAGCUGGCGAACAAAUCCAACGGAAGGAUGCGCAAUUCAAGGAUGUGGUCAGUCAGCAGCAAGACAAGCAGAUUGCCCUUUUGACGGCUGAAGCAAAGGCAUGCACAGUGGAGCCACUGACUUGGCGGUCUGAUGCAGAAAUUGAGGGUCUUCGUCGCGACUUGGCGGACGCAACGGAUGUGCUUCGUUCAAAUCAGAUGCAGCGGAUUCAGGAGCGCGAACGCAAAUCAUUCAAAGCAUUUGUGGACGACAAGGUGGGUGUUUGCUUCAAUCGACCAACACCGCAACUCUGGGAUCACAUCUUGGAGCCCUUUGAUGCGCAGCUGCACGAAUCGACAAGUAGCCUGAUGACCAAGUACAAGCUUUUGGAUGUUCCGGCUGAGCAAUUGAACGCAUCACUGGCUCAAUGGCAAGUCCAGGCUUGGCAAAUCUUACGUCAACGCGUUCUCGAGGAAGUCUCCGAGUCGCUGGUGUUGCUGAAAUUGCGAGAAGCGUUCGAGGAUCAAUUCAAGUUUGACAAGGAUGGCAUGCCUAUUGUUUGGAAGGCCGGUGACGAUCUCGAGGGUCAGUAUCGCUCAGCACGCGAGGCGGCCCUGAAACUUCUUCCCGUGUACAGCAAGAUUCAAAAGUCAGAUGGCAAGGCGGUCGAGAUUCCUGCUGCUGCAGAGGAUGAUGAAGCGCCAAGCACGCGUCUCUUGACAUCCUCGCAACAAGCAGAUAUUGCCACACGCUUCAAACGGACAGCAGAUGCGCUCUACCUGGACGCAAAACGCAGCACCGUCUCGUCAGUGGCUAGCAUUCCAGUAUACUUUUACGUUCUGCUACUGCUGCUUGGCUGGAAUGAGCUCAUGGCCUUACUUCGCAGUCCACUCUACUUCAUGACCAUUGCAUUUGGAGGACUUGUGGCCUACGCUGUCUACACCCUCAACCUCUCUGGCCCACUCGAACAAGUUGCGAGAGCUACCUUUGGUGGACUUGACAAAUACGAGGUUGAAGGACGAGACGUCGUCAAACUAGACAGAUGGGGCAUCAAGAUAGUAAAACGCUUGCGUGACUAUGCUCAUAAAAUGCUAUCGCAGUACAAUCGUAAGAGUGGGCCGGUGUAGGAAUCAAGUACCGUACGAGGU
Messenger RNA from Protomyces lactucae-debilis, 2280 nucleotides. Its product is annotated as protein SEY1. Bases 1 to 2259 code for a protein of 752 amino acids. The transcript has 2 exons. Lineage: Eukaryota; Fungi; Ascomycota; Taphrinomycetes; Taphrinales; Protomycetaceae. Gene Ontology annotation, biological process: endoplasmic reticulum membrane fusion. Gene Ontology annotation, cellular component: endoplasmic reticulum. The record is from RefSeq and is a predicted model, not a curated record. Gene Ontology annotation, molecular function: GTPase activity; GTP binding.